This is a messenger RNA of Asparagus officinalis (garden asparagus), 2058 nucleotides long. Its product is annotated as probable ADP-ribosylation factor GTPase-activating protein AGD5. Lineage: Eukaryota; Viridiplantae; Streptophyta; Magnoliopsida; Asparagales; Asparagaceae. The record is from RefSeq and is a predicted model, not a curated record. The transcript is spliced from 11 exons. The coding region runs from base 197 to 1675 and encodes 492 amino acids. Gene Ontology annotation, molecular function: GTPase activator activity.
AGAGAAAGGGGAAGAGAGAAGCACAAAUAUUGUUUCCAAUCUAUUUCUUCUCUCUUUCUCUCUGUCAAUAAAGAAAAACAUAAGAGAGAGAGAAGAGAGGGAGAGAUUGGUCUCCCUUCCUUUCUUCUUUCUCAUUUCCUCCGAAUUUUAUCAUAUUUUAUUCAACAAUUUCUCUGAUCGGAUCACAGCCAUCGCCAUGAACGGAAAGGCAUCGGUUUCCAAAGAACUCAACGCCAGGCACAAGAAGAUACUGGAGGGACUACUUAAAUUGCCAGAGAACAGAGAAUGUGCUGACUGCAAAUCCAAAGGUCCACGAUGGGCAAGUGUGAAUUUGGGAAUCUUUAUUUGCAUGCAGUGUUCUGGAAUUCAUAGGAGUUUGGGGGUUCACAUAUCUAAGGUAAGAUCUGCUACCCUAGACACAUGGCUCCCGGACCAAGUUGCAUUUAUUCAAACAAUGGGAAAUGAAAAAUCAAAUAGCUAUUGGGAAGCAGAACUGCCACCGAAUUAUGACAGAGUUGGGAUUGAGAAUUUCAUUCGGGCCAAAUACGAAGACAAAAGGUGGACACCCAGAAAAACACCAUCAGGGACGCCUUCAAAAUUAGCAGAAGAGAGGGCUUAUGAGCACAAACAGAGGUCUACUGAUAGAAUAGGACAUACACGUACCACCAGCACAGGGUCUUCUGAAGAGCAUAACAAACUUCAACCCCCUAUACUGAAGAAGGUUAUAUCAGUGGCUCCUAAGGUUCCUUCGGAACCGAAGCCAGUGCCUGUCCUGCCCAAAGCUGAUCAUCCACAGUCUCCAGAGGUGACACCUGCUAAAGUGGAAGCUUCACCUCCUAAAGUAGAACCCUCACCUCCUAAAGUGGAUGCUUCACCUCCUCCUCCAAAGGUUGAUUAUGCCACUGACCUGUUUAAUAUGCUUUCCAUGGAUGGUCCUAGCAGUAAUCAGCCUGAAUCAUCUCCCAGUGACGAUAAUGCAUGGGCUGGAUUCCAGGCGGCAGGAGCAACAGCUAAUGCAGAGAAGAAAAGUCCUGCUGAUUCAAAGCCAGUGGAAAGCAAACCCCAGUUGGCAUCAGGGUUAGAGGACCUAUUUAAAGACUCGCCACCAAUUUCGCAGCCUUUGGCCCCACAAAAAUCCCAGGCAACCGUAACAAAUGACAUUAUGGGUCUCUUUGAAAAGUCCAAUAUGGUUUCACCAUAUGCUGUUCACCAGCAGCAGCUUGCAUUCCUUUCCCAGCAGCAGGCUCUUCUCAUGGCUGCAGCUAAAUCUGGAGGGAUUCCGCAAGCAUUUCCUGCACAGACAAAUGGCCCUCAAUCAUUUCCUAUGCAAAUAAAUGGGAUCGCUAGUUCCCAUGUACCUAAUGGAAGCACCCCAACCCAAAGCUGGCCAAAUCUUGACUACCAAAUUCGAGGAAUGACACCAGUAAUUGGGCAAAAUGGCGCCCACAACUUCAAUCAGUUAGGAAGCAUCAAGCAGGGAUAUCCCAAUAUGGAUUAUGGCGCUUUUCCUACAUCAGGCAUGUACAGUACAGGAUCACCUGUGCCCACCAAUGGCGUGAUUGCUGGAGGACCGAGCAGGUCCUCUGCAUCUCCUGCCCCUUCGAGCACACCAAGCAAAUCCGGCGGUGACUUUGAUUUCUCUUCACUAACUCAGGGAAUGUUCACCAAACGUUGAGGCCCGACCCCAUUUCGUUUUGUUUGCAAAGGUUAAACAGUUCUCAUCGUGUUUCUCUUCAGUUGUAAACCAUUUAUUGAGUCAUUUCAUGUUUCUUCUCCGUCUUUGUGCCUGAAAUCAAUAAAGACUGGUUCUGCUGGUUUUUGUUGGUGAUGGAUUAGUUGUAUAUACCUUGUUUGAUUUUAAUGAGAGCAAUAUGCUACGCAUACUUUAUUAAGUGGAAGGAAAAACUCUCAUAAAGGAGAGUUAAUAAUACUAGAUACUAUUCAUUAGUGCUAUGUGAAAGUACUAGAGAAAGAAAAUUACAGUGUGUCUGAAGUAUAUGAUAAUUUAAGAAAGAAAAUGUGUGUUCGAAAUAAAAUCAGGGAAGUGGUGAACUGGCA